This is a messenger RNA of Dimorphilus gyrociliatus, 1051 nucleotides long. NCBI's taxonomy places the organism in Eukaryota, Metazoa, Annelida, Polychaeta, Dinophilidae. The record is from the annotation of a GenBank genome assembly.
UAUGCAGCUAAUGAUCCAUACAAUCGAUCCUUUGAACGAAAGCAAAGUGCACGAAAAAGCACUAAGACUACACGCUAUUGCUUCUAUGUCCGUCGCAGUGCCUGAAAGGCAAGAAGGAGAGAUGAACGGUUUCGGCGCGAAUCCUCCAGAAAACGGUCAUAUUCAGGCUAUAUCGAAUGGUCGGUUAUCAGCUACUCCUCCACCAUUUGCCAAUGGUACAUCCCUCUUUAAUGGUCAAGCAGCAAAGAAUGGAAGUCUUCCAAGUUCAAGAAAUCCUAGCCAGCAUACAACUUUAACAAAUAUCAAUAGUAUUGACGAUACAGAGAUAAAACAAGAAGCUGUGAUUACCAGAACGACUGCAAUUGAUAAUGACAAAGACGACUGCAGUAGUCAAAGUGACAAUCAAAAAAUGGAGGAACUCGAUGAGCCGAAUGAACCUCUUGAUAUUAGUUGGCCGAAGACCCUCAGGAAGCAGAUAACCUAUAUUCUGGUUGCACCCAUAGUUUUCCCAUUAUGGAUAACAAUACCUGAUGUUAGAAAACCAAAUAGAAGGCAAUUCUUUCCUUGGACAUUUAUUGGUAGUAUCUUAUGGAUAGCUGGUUACUCGUACUUGAUGAACUGGUGGGCGAAAACUAUAGGUGAUACAAUAGGCAUCGACGAAGCGGUCAUGGGCUUGACGUUUCUGGCGGCCGGAACUAGUAUUCCUGAUUUAAUAACUAGUGUGAUAGUUGCAAAGAAAGGUUACGGUGAUAUGGCCGUCUCUAGUUCGGUUGGAAGUAAUAUCUUUGACGUAACGGUUGGGUUACCUCUCCCUUGGUUAAUAUAUGGCGCUGUGAAUGGCGGUUCACCAUACCGAGUAGAGUCAAAAGGCAUGGCUUGUUCCAUCCUUCUUCUUUUUGCCAUGCUUUUAAUGGUAAUCAUAAUUAUUGCAAUGUUUAAGUGGCGAAUGAACAAGACUAUGGGGAUCAGUAUGUUUUUUAUGUAUGUCAUCUUCCUUAUUGUUGCUAUUCUUCUCGAAUUGGAGAAAAUAUCGUGUCUAAUCAAAACAUGA